Rhizoctonia solani is the source of this 849-nucleotide messenger RNA. RefSeq lists its product as uncharacterized. Bases 1 to 849 code for a protein of 282 amino acids. The record is from RefSeq and is a predicted model, not a curated record. The transcript has a single exon. Lineage: Eukaryota; Fungi; Basidiomycota; Agaricomycetes; Cantharellales; Ceratobasidiaceae.
AUGCCUACUAUGCCAGGUAUGCCACCCAUGCCAACACUGGCUCCAGGCCCUUCAGCCCGUCGGCCACGUCGCAAGUCGACUGGUGGCGCACUACCAGCGAUUCCUAAUCUUGUACCGUCUCCUGGCCGGCAGGUUGUGGCACUCCCUCCAGGCUAUCCUUACGCACCCUAUGAGCAACCCUACCAAGUAGCACACGUUCCUGCAGGAUAUCCUGCUUAUCCUCCGGCGCAUUAUCCGAACAACCCCCACGGCCGCAUCAUGUAUAUUGACAACACCCCAUGGGCUGGCUACACUGCGCUCCCCCCUGCGGACGAGCCUCCUCAGCUGCACAACCUGCUUGCAUACGGAAACCGAGGUGGACCUGGCCACAUUGAAUGGGACAUCCGCAACCAUCCCGACACGGCGCGGGUAAUUUGGAACAAUGGUCGACAAGAUAUGCUAUCCAAGUAUGAGUCUACCAUGGCCUUCACUCCUGGCCUGCCCCGCAUCCGUCUGAUCUGCAAAGAUCUGCUACCUUGGCAAAUAACUGUCGCAUCCCCGGACGGCGGCGCUAUCACUAUCAAUGAUAUCUUUACCAGUAUUUGGAAAGAACUUCAUCGCCCGCUCGCCGAAUCCGAGUACUGGGCUUGCGGCGAGAAAGAGCGUGCAAAAUUGACCGAGACAUGGACGAAGGAGGUUAAGAGCUCGUCAGGCAAAGACAGGCAUAAUCAGGGAGUCCUCCGUGUCGAUUGGGCAGGGAGUCGAACCGUUUUUGCUGGGCUUGGAGUCGAUCAAGACUUCAUUACUUCUCGCGUCCAGGACGAACGCCUCCAUCCGGAGGUUUGGGUCCUGUAUCUUCGCUCUGCGUAG